Messenger RNA from Aspergillus japonicus CBS 114.51, 1677 nucleotides. Its product is annotated as glycerophosphocholine acyltransferase. NCBI's taxonomy places the organism in Eukaryota, Fungi, Ascomycota, Eurotiomycetes, Eurotiales, Aspergillaceae. The transcript has 2 exons. The record is from RefSeq and is a predicted model, not a curated record. Bases 1 to 1677 code for a protein of 558 amino acids. Gene Ontology annotation, biological process: phosphatidylcholine biosynthetic process.
AUGGGAAUGCUAACUAUAGGUCGUUUUCUCAGCCGGCCUUAUCCACACAACCGUGACGGCCCUACGAUUUUCUCGUUCGAACAGAGACUCAUGAUGGAGGAAGGUAGUGGAUCCUCCGAAUUCAGAAAGACAGAGUCGCUAGUUAGCGGUGACUCUCCUACCCUUCAGGCCGCGAUGGCUGAAGAGCUAUCCGACGCGGACGAAGCUCCAGGAACCCCCGAUACCUUCUACUCACCGCCAGCUUCACCUGGUCGACUUUCGCGCAACCCCUCCUUCUCCUAUCAUGAUGACUGGGAGACGUUUCCGGCGCUGGACCAGCUCAGUGUCUUCGAUUUGCUUGACAAUUUCUCUCUAUCCCAGAGGCUGGAGAAACUGCAGCAAGCUUUGAAUGCACAGAAGGCGAAGGUUCAGAAGCAGCGCGAGAAACUCAAGUCAUCCUCUCUGAACGCUAAGGAACGCGUCGUGGGCGAAUGGAAAAGAAGGGUUCCGACGGCCGAUGAGCGGCUUGACAAAUAUCGUCGGCGCAUGAAGAAUGGUGUGGAGAGACUGGGCAAGCAAUGGAACGCAACCGCAACUGUGACCCUUCGCGAAAAGAUCUCCUUCAUAGCCGGUGUCCUCAAUAUCUUCAUCAGUGGCUAUCUUCUCGGGGGAUGGCCGGAGUGGUUCUACAUCUGGUUCAGCGCACAGUUGGCCUAUUUCAUGCCUAUUCGAUACUAUGGUUACCACAAGCGAGGCUACCACUACUUCCUCGCCGAUUUGUGCUACUUUGUCAACAUGCUCUGCAUGCUGAGCAUCUGGGUCUUCCCCGGCUCAAAGCGACUGUUUAUCAGCACCUUCUGUCUGACAUUUGGCAAUAAUGCGGUUGCUAUUGCCAUGUGGCGGAACUCUAUGGUAUUCCACAGUAUGGACAAGGUAGUCAGUCUGUUCAUCCAUAUAAUGCCACCAGUGACUCUGCAUUGUCUGGUCCACUUGACAUCUGCCGCUACUUUGAAAGCAAGAUUCCCGGCUAUCUAUGCCAUCAAGUUCAGCGAGCCCGGAUCUCCAGACCAUUUCACACUCCUCGAAAUGAUGGGAUGGGCAACUGUACCAUACAUGAUCUGGCAAGCUGCCUAUCACUGCUUUAUCACAGUCCGACGCGCGGAGAAGAUUGCUGCCGGGCGCCCGACCAGCUUUACCUGGCUCCGCAAGUCCUAUGCAAAGACCUGGUUAGGCAAAUUCGUCCUGAGCCUCCCUGAAUCACUGCAAGCCCCCGCUUUCAUGCUGAUUCAAUAUUUCUACGCGAUUCUAACGAUGAUCCCGUGCCCUCUUUGGUUUUGGUCUCGGUGGGCCAGUGGAGCUUUCCUCACCGCCCUCUUCAUUCUUAGUGUGCACAACGGUGCCACAUAUUACAUUGACAUCUUUGGCAAGCGCUUCCAGAAAGAGCUGGAGGAACUCAAGAAAGAUGUAGCUCGGUGGCAUUCGUCUCCCGAGGGAGCAAUCAGCCCAAUGCUGCUACCGUCUGAUCAGGGCGCAUCUUCUGCCGAUAAGGCCCACGUCGAGUCGACUACCACCGGAAGUGCUGAGCCCAACAAGGCUAGCAUUGAUGCAAUCCCUCUUCUGGAUGCCCCUGCGGCUUCUACUGGCGUUGAGAGCGCUGCAGUUCCCAGCACCGACUCCACCGUGCGGGAACGAUCGUGA